AUGCUAAAGGAACAUAUAAAAGAAUCUUCAAUUGAGGAAGAAGAUCGACGAUAUGAAUAUGCUUUAAGAUACUUUGUAAGUUACAAAAACGCUUCAAAAUUAAAUGGAUAUCUUGGAAAGCCGGUUUACAUGCAGGACGUUGUCAAAGGCAUGAUAAAGACAUCCAUAAGAAAAGGUUGGCAAGACAACGCUUUUAACCAGUUCGUUAGUGAUCUAAUACCUUUUGAUCGUAUGUUACCUGAUGUAAGAGAUGAGGGAUGCUUGAAAAGAAACUACAGCGCAAAUUUACCAGAAGUUUCCGUAGUUAUAUGUUUUCAUAACGAAGCUUGGUCAACACUCUUACGAACAAUACAUUCAGUUUUAAACAGGUCGCCGGGAAAUUUGCUAAAAAUAAUAAUAUUAGUGGAUGAUUUUUCUACGAUGCCUCACUUGAAAAAUAACCUAGAUGAAUACAUUAAAAAGUUUCCAAAAAUAUGCCUGCUACGUACAAAACGAAGGGAAGGUCUCAUCAGAGCAAGAAUACUGGGUGUGAUGAAAGUGAAUACUCCUGUUGUUUGUUUUAUUGACAGUCACUGUUGGUUGGAACCUUUACUAGACCGUAUACAUAACAACCCCAAAACAGUCGUAAGCCCAGUUAUAGAUAGUAUCGAUACUUCUACAUUCGAGUACAUAUCUCAAGAUGCAAAGGACAUUUUAAUUGGUGGAUUCAAUUGGAACUUAGAAUUUGUAUGGAAACAAGUCCCCUCAAGUAUCGUAAGGAGUAAGGAAAACGUUUCUGCACCGAUCAAAACGCCUACUAUAGCUGGGGGUCUAUUUGCUAUAAAUACAGAAUAUUUCAAACAUAUUGGUUAUUACGACGAAGGAUUCGACAUAUGGGGAGGGGAAAAUUUAGAAUUGUCGUUCAAAGUAUGGAUGUGUGGGGGCUUAUUGGAGAUAGUUCCAUGCUCACAUGUUGGGCAUAUUUUCCGUGAGCAUUUUCCUUAUAGCGGAAAAAAGGGAUCGUUUAAAAGAAAUUCGGUGCGACUUGCAGAAGUUUGGCUCGAUGAGUACGCAAAAUAUUUUUAUCAACGAAUUGGUACAAAAGGCCUAUAUGGAGACGUUAGUGCUAAAAAAGAGUUACGUAAGAAAUUAAAAUGCAAAUCAUUUGAUUGGUAUCUUACCCAUGUAUAUCCUGAGAUGAAGAAAACUAUCCACAACGCUGCUAGUGGACAGUUCUGGAUAUACACAAGAGAAGGAAGAAUACAAUCUGAAAAUCUUUGUUUGGAUUACAUGCUAAAUGUAGUAAUGCUAAUGACUUGUCGAGAUCUAAACGAUAGUCAAGUGUGGUUGUAUGAAAACAAGACGAAAUAUAUUAGACAUAUGCAAACGAGAUAUUGUCUUCAAGUAACGGCUACAGAAAGGUUUCAAGUAAGCCUGGAAAGAUGUAUGGAAGACAGUGUCCAAAGGUGGGAUCUAGAGAACUUUGAUGUUGAUAAACUUGUUCCUGAAUUAAAAAACUCAAGUCAAGUUUUC
Molecule: messenger RNA, 1512 nt
Organism: Brenthis ino (lesser marbled fritillary)
Lineage: Eukaryota; Metazoa; Arthropoda; Insecta; Lepidoptera; Nymphalidae
Source: the annotation of a GenBank genome assembly